This is a messenger RNA of Boleophthalmus pectinirostris (great blue-spotted mudskipper), 2336 nucleotides long. It is a transcript of the gene mapk8ip1b, whose product is annotated as mitogen-activated protein kinase 8 interacting protein 1b. Gene Ontology annotation, cellular component: cytoplasm. Gene Ontology annotation, biological process: regulation of JNK cascade. Gene Ontology annotation, molecular function: protein binding. The record is from RefSeq and is a predicted model, not a curated record. NCBI's taxonomy places the organism in Eukaryota, Metazoa, Chordata, Actinopteri, Gobiiformes, Gobiidae.
UCGGUAUCGGCGCGUUACUCGGGCCAAUGGCGGACAGAGAGCGGGAGCAGAGAAAGCGCACUCCUCCUCGGGGCUUCAGGUUGACCCAUGACAUCAGCCUGGACGAGUUUGAAGAUGACGAUCUGUCGGAGAUCACAGAAAUCACAGAUGAAAGAGGGAUGAGCCUCAACUGCAACGGGCCGGAUCUGAAGGGUCACAUGCGUCGGGGGACCAGUGGCGUGUCGCGGGGGGCGGAGCUCGGGGCGGUGGGGCAUCUGCAGGCUGAGAUCCUCCACAUGGACCUGAUCGACGGAGGGGCCGUGGACUGCUCCGACGCCGUCACGGCCAAAGCCUCGUCCUCCUCGCUCGCCGCCCUGCCCGUCGCCAAGGAGACCGCCGCGCCGCCCGUCACCAUGGAUACGUACCGGCCCAAAAGACCCACCACCCUCAACCUGUUCCCCAUCGUCCCGCGCACACAGGACACUCUGAACAAUAACUCCUUUGGAAAGAAGUUCAGUUGGCAGGAGAAGGUGUCUGGGUCGUCUCCACAGAAAACCGGUGAGCGGACUCCGCCUCGAGAGCACAGCUGUCUGAGCGACGAGGAUAAAGUCCAGUCGGCUCAGACCAAAGACAGAGGCACCUCCACCGACGCCCCCUGCAGGCACAACCACACCUCGCACUCCUCCUCCUGCUCCUCCGCUCGCUCCAAAGACAAACCCCCCGCCCCUCCCCCGCCCCAAAACUACACCCCCGCCCCGCUCUACCCGACCAACAAAACCUCCACCGAACCUCCACGCGCCGAACCCACGGAGGAGAUAUACCUGACCCCGGUCCAGCGCUCUUCGUCCGGGGCCCUCGACUCCGCCACCGCCGCUCCGGACCGGCCGUUUCUCUCCCAACAAACCGAGCAGGGACGCAUGUCUAUAAGCUCGGACACGGAGGGACCCCCGCCUUACCAGCCUCUGCCGGACAGAACGGACCAGUGCAUUUUCGAAGAGGACGAGAUCUACAUUCCCCCUCCUUCCUACGCCUCCUGUGUGGAAUCGCUAAUAACCCCGCCGCACGGAUCCUCCAUCGCGUUGGAUUUAAGCUUGAAAACGUCUGGACUCGGAGCGUUCAGAGUCGGAUCGUCCGUGGAAUACGUCGACGCUACCGACGACAGCUACUGCGGAGAAGACGAAGAUGUAGAUAGAAUCAUGAUGGAAGGCAGACGGAAAAGCAAGGAGCAACAGGCGUUAUCGGCGUCGCUAAGGACUUCCAUGAGCCCCGAGGCGAGCGGGCUGACGUACGAUUCCGUGAAAUACACCCUAGUGGUGGACGAACACGCGCAGCUGGAACUCGUGAGCUUGCGGCAGUGCUACCAGGGCUACAGCGACGACAGCGAUUCGGCGACGGUUUACGAUAAUUGCGUUUCUUCGCCGUACGAGUCGGCGCUCGGCGAGGAGUACGAAGACGAGGACGAGGAGGUGGACAGCGCGCAGAUGGGCGGAGUCAUUAGAGAAGGGACCGCCUGUUUGUCCGACGACUCCUCCACCGACGGAGAUCUGCACUUCUCCAAAAAGUUCCUGAAUGUGUUCCUCAACGGAAGAUCGAGCUCCUCCAGUGCAGAGUCGUUCGGUCUGUUUUCGUGUGUGAUUGACGGAGAGGAGCGGGAGCAGACGCACAGAGCCGUGUACAGAUUUGUCCCUCGACAUGACGACGAGCUGGAGCUGGAGGUGGAUGAUCCUCUGUUUGUGGAGGUUCAGGCUGAAGACUUCUGGUACGAGGGGCUCAACAUGAGGACGGGGGCCAGGGGCGUCUUUCCUGCCUACUACGCCAUCGAGGCCGCCCGGGACUCUGACACAUACAAAGUGAAGAGCAGUGAGUGGAUGGACAGAUACAGACUCAAGUUCCUGGGGUCGGUCCAGGUGCCGUACCACAAAGGCAACGACGUGCUCUGUGCGGCUAUGCAAAAGAUCGCCACAAACAGAAGAAUGACGGUGAAGUACAACCCGCCCUCCUCCUGUAUUUUAGAGAUCAAUGUUAAAGGAAUCAAGCUCUCAGUACAAGAGGAUUAUUACGCCUGUGAUCGGAGUAACGAGUGCAACCAUUUCUUCCAACUAAAAAACGUGUCUUUUUGUGGCUAUCACCCCAAGAACAGCAAAUAUUUCGGUUUCAUUACGAAGCACCCGGCCGAUCAGAGGUUUGCCUGUCACGUCUUUGUGUCUGAAAACUCCACCAAACCCAUCGCCGAGUCUGUAGGGAAAGCGUUCCAGUUGUAUUAUAAGGAGUUUGUGGAGUUCUCUUGCCCCACAGAGGACAUCUACCUGGAAUAGCCCCGGCUCCUCUUCGUCCUCCUCGUCCUCUUCCUCCUCUUC